ACCGCUUGGGAUACGAAGUACUUCGAUAUGGAAAGGGAGGCCUUCUUCGCGCUCUUGGAAGCGGCCAAUUAUCUGCACAUUGAAGGUCUGCUGAAGACUGGCUGCAAAAUGGCGGCCAAACAGGUGGACGACAAGUCUGCCGAAGAGGUGCAGAAGAUAUGGGGCAUUGAGUGCGAUCUGAGCCCCGAAACGGUGCAGCGCCUCAAGAAGGAGAACGCGUGGGCGGAGAAGGAGAAGUGAACCACCAUUUCAUGGAAAGGCUGUCCAUUGCAUUGAUUUAGUGGUCAAUGAGACAGUGAUUAUACGAAACUGUGAUUAUACUUAAUAUAUAUUAUUAUAAGUCAUUCCUAACUAAUUCUCACAUUUUUUCAAUUUAAUUCAACUGUAUUUGCCUUAAUUAUAAGAUUACCGGUAUUACUGUAAAUGUCUAAUUCACUGAAAACUGAACUCAAAACGUUUAAUCAAAUAUUUUUGUACCGGUAUGUUUUGAAUUUUAUAGAC
Molecule: messenger RNA, 501 nt
Organism: Oppiella nova
Lineage: Eukaryota; Metazoa; Arthropoda; Arachnida; Sarcoptiformes; Oppiidae
Source: the annotation of a GenBank genome assembly